Molecule: messenger RNA, 2820 nt
Organism: Lodderomyces pseudojiufengensis
Lineage: Eukaryota; Fungi; Ascomycota; Pichiomycetes; Serinales; Debaryomycetaceae
Exons: 1
Coding region: 1-2820 (939 amino acids)
Cellular component (GO): intracellular membrane-bounded organelle
Molecular function (GO): phosphatidylinositol binding
Source: RefSeq, a predicted model, not a curated record
AUGCCAAACCUUUUGGUCAGAAUCAGUUGUUUGGUUAUUUUGGUUUCAUGGGUCAAAUUUAAAACAUACUCAUUUCUCACAUUAAUUUUAGGGGUAAUUUUGUGCAUUGUUGGAUAUGUUGUUAUUCUGAUAAUUUUCACAAACACUGACCAAUCGAAAAGGAAGGUGAUCAACUCCAAGUUUAAAUUUACAAAACGAGAUAGUUGGGAGUCUGAACUAAAGCAAUUUGAUCAAGAUGGUGAUCAAUUAGAGGUUGGAUUGUUAACUUCGUCAAAUUCCGACAAAUUAAUCAGUCUAUUUGAUCUUAUAAUUAAUGAAUUUAUUAGUUCAUGGUAUGACCAUAUCAGUUCAUCUACUUUAUUCAAGGAUGACAUUAAGAUUGAAUUAGUACAUAUAACUACGCAAAUUGUCUCAAGAUUGAAGAAGCUCGAUUUUGCAAAUUUAUUAGUUACAAAAUUACUACCAAUAUUUAACGAACAUUUUCUAGAGUUCUCCAGAAUGAAGAAAUUUAUUAACGCCCUGGGUACUUUGUCAGAGGAGCAUGAUGAAUUAUUGACUUUUUUCAAUGGUGGUAGCUUACACAUGGGGGUGACCACGAAGAAAACUGAUAUGGCGGAUAGAAACUUCAAUGAAAAGAAAUACUUUAGAAAACAAGUCGAAAAGUUGUUAUCAGUAACUUUAUCUGAAAAGGAACAAUCUUGUGAAAUAAGUAGAAUUUUUGUCACAGAGAUUUUAGCUUGUACAAUUCUUGAUAAUGUGUUCAAUUUGCUAUCGGAAAGUGAUUUUUAUAAUUUGAUGAUUGUAAAAGUUAUUGGUGAUAAUUUGAGAAGAAGAGAUCAGGUUAAGGAGUUAAGAGCAGCAUUGGCCCAGCACACUUUGUCUGGAGAGCAUGAUCUAACAACACUCGAUAAACUAGAUGGUAUUCUAGAUGAUGAAUUACAAGAAAAUGUUAUGAUUGGAGAAAGAGCAGGACUCGAAUCUAUCUUAACAUCUGCUAGCAAAACUAAAGAAUAUUAUGAUUUUUUAUUGUCCAUUGAUAAAGCGUAUCUACUAGAGUUUUGGCAAACAGUUGAACGAAUAAAAUCACCCUUGGAUGACAUCACUAUUAACACGGAGGAUUCUGAUGCGAUUGGGAUUAUUAAACAAAGAUAUUUUGACACCAAAUUGAUUGAUGUGAAUCAAGAAGAGUUGCAACUCCUAAUGGAUGUAAAAUCUGGAAAAUCCAUAUUGUACAAGAUUCAGAAUCGAGUAUUUGAUGAGUUGGUCCUAAAUAAUCCUCAAUUUAUGUCUUCAAAGUUUAACGAGACCAAAAGACAUUCACAAGAUGAUGUAUUAGCUUCUAUAGAAAAUACAUUUUUUGAUAUCAUGAAUAAUAAUACAAACAAACAAGAUGCAACCGAUUUUGAUGAAAAAGAAAAUAGUGACAGGUAUUCAAAAUUAUUCCAGGAUGAGACCUUCGACGAAUCCGAUGAUGAUGAGGAAGAAGAAACAUCUGACACGGAUGAGUCUUUUAUUGAGAAAGGUUCCGAAAGUGUGGAAUUUGCUGCCCCUGGAAAUCUCAAUUUAGCUGAGGAGAUCCCAAAAGUUGAACAAGAAAUUGAAAGUUUAAAACAACAAUUGUCUUACUUGGAACCUUUAUUAAAUAAAGCAGAACUAACAAAUCAUUCUUCAAAGUAUAAAGUUUUACAUAAAUCGAAAAUAGGAGUUCAAAAGGAUUUGCAACUUAAGGAACUACAACUUCAACAAUACAUCAUUCAAGAAAAUGAUAAUAGUUUAUUUGGUAAAUCUAGAGUUAAUAUUGAGUCUUUGGUUAAUGGUAAUGAGAAUGGAAAAGAAUUUGUUUUAUAUAUUAUCGAAGUCCAAAAAUUUUCAAGUGAGAAUCCAGAUAUUAUUAAAGCCGGUUGGGUAGUUGCUAGAAGAUAUAGUCAAUUUCAUAGAUUAAAUGGAUAUUUGAAAAGAAGAUAUCCUCAAGUUCUGAAUUUAAAUUUUCCAAGAAAAUCAAUUCUGGUUUUAAAAUUUCAACAAAAAAAUAUAAUUGAUAAUAGAAGGUAUUUACUUGAAGUAUAUUUAAAAAAUUUAGUUAAUAUACCAGAAGUUUGUGCUGAUAAAGCUUUUAGAUCAUUCUUAUCAUCUGAAAAUUUUCAUUUAAGAAAGUUUCAUCAUAAAUUUGAUGAAAAUCAACCGAAAAGAUUAUCAGGUUUUUUCAGUAAAAAUUGGUAUCUUGGCUUAUCAAGCAAAGCAGUAGUCAAACCUCAAACAAAUGAAGAGUUACUUGAGAAUAAAAGAAUAAUGGAGAAAGAAUUGAGACAAUUUGAUGAAAAGAACAAUUCAAAUUCUAAUUCUUCUUCAUCGGUUUCAUUGUCAAAUACCACACCAACAAAACAAUCUUUUGUCAAACCUAUUUGUGAUAUAAUUAUAACUGUUUUUAACUUACAUUGGUUGAAAGGAAGAGCAUUAGUAGUCAUUUUGCAACAAGUCUUUGGUACAGCUAUUGAAAAUAAAGUUUAUGAAUUUAUUUCUACUCAAACAAAUCCAUUAAAAAUUGAUGAAAUAUUAUUAUUAAUUACAAAUUUAUUAUUUCCUAAUGGUAAAUUUAAAGAUCCACCUGAAAUAAGAACAACAUCUCAAAAAUCAAAAACUGCCAAUGAAGCAAAAAUUUUAUUUCAUAGAUAUAUGAAUGAAAAUUUUACAAAAUUAUUUGGAACUAAUAAUACAGAUUUCGCAUCUAACAUAUUAUUUAAAAUGAUUCAAGUUGAUCAAUUGAAUAAGCAUUUAUUAUUUAGAGUAUUUGAUCAACUUGUUGAUGAAAUUUGUAAGUGA